Molecule: messenger RNA, 2781 nt
Organism: Phytophthora infestans T30-4
Lineage: Eukaryota; Oomycota; Peronosporomycetes; Peronosporales; Peronosporaceae
Product: pumilio-like mating protein M90
Exons: 4
Coding region: 1-2781 (926 amino acids)
Biological process (GO): post-transcriptional regulation of gene expression
Cellular component (GO): cytoplasm
Molecular function (GO): mRNA binding
Source: RefSeq, a predicted model, not a curated record
AUGCGUGCUCCGGAUUUUUCCAUGAAAGGCAACCUCGAGCUAACUGCCUCUGCGCGGCAUCAUUCUCCAAUUUGCCGUCUCCUGCUCAAGCGGACGACUGCCGAUCUGGAGAGGUUUCAGCGGCACUCGACACCCAGCAACCGCCCACACUCCAUGGGUCACAGCAACUCGAUGAGCCCUGUUAAGAGCGGCAGCGGCGGUGGUCCUUCCCCCAUCACGCCACCACAGCGCGACGGCAACCACGCUGGGGUCGACCUGGCGAUGCUGGAGAAACCCGUCCACCACGACAACCCUGUCGAACCAGUGCGCGUGAAGCUGCAGGACCCUGUGGGGUACCCUUCGGACACGCUAUGGUCCUCGGAAGGCCUCAAGUCGAGAUCGUCGCUGCUUUUCUCCGCCUCGCAGGUGCUGAGCGAGCGACCGGCCAGCUUCGCGCUGCGUGCUCCGCGGCUGCAGUCCAAGACGGACUCGCGCUCCGUGCACAGUGCUCAGACCACGCCGCCUAGCGAGUCGGAUGAAGGCGAGGCAGCGGUGGACAACCAGAAGGAAGACGAAGGUCAACGCGACGCCUCAUCUGAGAACGCCGGAAAGCUGCCGACAUCAUGGGGAACGACAACACAGAAACGCUCAAGCAAGGAAAAUCAACCGACGGACAACCAAGAGCCUGAGUCGCAUGUGCUGUCGCUAAACCUGCAGCUGCAUGACCACGACAAAGCUCCUCUGUCUCGAAGCAAUGAUCCCCGCGCUGUGGAUAUCUGGACGAACCCUCACAACAAUUUUGAGGAUGGAGACAUCGCGUCAGCGGUGAGCCCUACGACGUCGCCGAUCAAGCGAAGUUUUCCACGCUCCAGUGCUGCCACCUCGAGGCCUAUCCCAAAUCGAUCGUCUCGUGGUGACAGCACGACUGCGGGCUGCCGAGUCCCUCCUGGACUGUCCUUGAUCGAUCGAAUUCAGGAGGACUUCCCCCGUACGCCGUCACCUGAGUACGGGCAAUUUGAGGGCGAUGGUUUGCCUGCUCGCAGACCUUCGUUUGGCGGAAGAGACCAGCACAGGCAGUCAAUGUUCGGAAUCGACGAAGGAAUGGGGCAGCUUAGACUGGGUAAUUAUCACUCAGCUUUGCCCUACGAUUCUGUCCGUCGUUCUGGCCACGAUUUUGAGGAUGUACCUCGGAUGCCGCAUCACGCUGCGAACCCCAGACUUGCUGGAAUGAACGGCCACCGACACCAAUUCGGUAGGAGCACAAGCGAGCCUCCUUUUGGUGAGUCUUACGACGGAGCUAUGGCACAAGGCUAUGCGUCGCCGUAUGCCACGAGUGGUCAAGGCAUCCAGGGCUACCCUAUCAUGAUGAGUGCUGGCAAGUCACGAUGGGCUGCCAACGAGGACGGGCACUCGUUUACAGCGUCGCCUUUCGGGUUUGUGCCAGCGGACGUCGCAACUUUGCACCCUAGUUACAACCCUGCCAUGUCUGGUUUCCCUGUGGGCUAUGCUGGCGAAUACCGCGGUAUGAAGCCCGCCGACAAGAUGUUCAAAGCUCGCCCAACGUAUCCCGUAGCUGACCAUUUGGUGUACGAGCGUCACGACUUUGGAGGGUACGCGCCUCGUCCGCAGAUGCUGCACCGAUCCAAGGUCGGAGCGCCUCGCCGAAGCGAAUUCGAGUACUUUCACCCGAUCGCUCACUCGUACUCGUCCAACAGUCUGCUGGAGGAGUUCAACGCGGCGCCCAAGUCGGAGAAAUGGGGAUUGUCCGCCAUCAAAGGGCACCUCUUCCUCUUCGCGAAAGACCAGACAGGUUCGCGAUUCAUCCAGCAGAAGCUGGAGAAGGCAGACGAACGUGUCAAGGCUGACGCGUUCAACGAGAUCUUCCCGAACUCGCUCUUGUUGAUGACGGACGUGUUCGGUAACUACGUGAUCCAGAAGUUCCUCGAGUAUGGAUCACUGGAGCAGCAGCAGCUGCUGGUAGAGUUGAUGACUAGCAACAUGAUCAGUCUGGCCCUGCAAGUAUACGGAUGCCGAGUGAUUCAGCGUGCUCUGGAGGUGACUCAAGUUGAAGAGCAACUCGCGCUGAUCCGACAGCUCAAGGGCCACGUGAUGAAGUGUGUCACUGACCAGAACGGCAACCACGUGCUUCAAAAAUGUAUUGAGGCGGCAUCCUGGAAGAGAGCGGCUGAGUGCAAGGGACUGAGACCCCAGCGUUUCGUCACGGGGGAGGACAUCCAGUUCAUCAUCGACAGCUUCGUCGGCCAAGCUGCAUCUCUCUCUACUCACUCAUACGGCUGCCGCGUGAUCCAGCGCGUACUGGAACACUGCGCGCCGAAUCAAAUCCGGCCGCUGCUGGAUGAGAUUAUUUACAAGUGCCGCGACCUUGUCAAAGACCAGUUUGGGAACUACGUCGUGCAACACGUUAUCAGCCACGGCGAGCCGGAUCAGCGCAACAUCGUCAUGCAAGCAGUGCUUCCUGAGAUCGCUCGCUGGAGCCAGCACAAGUACGCCAGCAACGUCGUGGAAUCCUGCUUGGAGCAUGCGACGAAGGAAGAGAUCAGCCAGAUCGUUGACUUCAUUCUUCAGUGUGACGAAAGCGGCGCGUCCUGUGCUCUACUUCCCAUGAUGAAACACAUGUACGGCAACUACGUGGUGCAGAAAUUGCUGGAGCGUGCGGAUGACCACGACCGCCAUCGCAUAAUAUGUAUUAUUCGACACAACGAGGACUAUUUGAAGCGCUUCACAUUUGGGAAGCACGUUUUGAGCCGGCUGGAGCGCGAGGAGCAGGCGACCUACUAUUGA